Hydra vulgaris (swiftwater hydra) is the source of this 699-nucleotide messenger RNA. Its product is annotated as tetratricopeptide repeat protein 33. Gene Ontology annotation, molecular function: protein binding. NCBI's taxonomy places the organism in Eukaryota, Metazoa, Cnidaria, Hydrozoa, Anthoathecata, Hydridae. The record is from RefSeq and is a predicted model, not a curated record.
AACAGUAUAUUCUUUUUAAAACUAGCAUGUAAAAUAGUUAUUAAAAUGUUGUUAUGGAAACGAAAGGUUCCCACUCUCCGUAGUUUAGAAAUUUUCUCUCAAGCAAAGUACGAUGGAGAUAAUGAUGAUGAUGCUAAUGAUGAACCUAAAAGAAAAAAUGUUUGCAUAAAAUCUAUAAAUAAAAAAAAUAUUGUUGAAAAUGUAGAUGAUAAAGCUUCAAGAAGUAAUCAAUGUGUAAAGAAAGGAAUUGUUUUAGCAGAAACAGGAAGAUAUUGGGAAUCAUUACACUACUUUGAUGAAGCAAUUCUGUGUACUCCGAAUGAUGCAAAGAUUUAUGAAAUGAAAGCUCAGGCACUGCUUGAACUUAGAGAACUUUACCCAGCAUUAGAAGUUGCUGAAAAAGCUGUUAAAAUUAAUACUCAAUGGGCAGAAGGCUUCCAAACUUUAGGACGAUGCCAAAUCAGCUGUGGUGAGAUAAAGCAGGCAUUAAAAAAUUUUUGCAAAGCUUUUCAUUUAAAUCCAAUCUUAGAUGAGUUAUAUGAAGAAGAUAUAAAAUGGGCUCAACAACUACUUGUACAGCAACAACAAGUUCAGCAAAAUCAAGUUAAACAACCUUGUAAUAAUUGUCUUCUAAGCAAGGAAGUAGAAACUUCUAUUUUGUAUAAUUUUGAUUAAAAUAAAACUAUGGUAUAAACUUCA